AUGCCGGACAUCGAGGAGCAUUUCAGCACCCAUGGCUCUGGUAAGAUCACGGAGAUCAAACUAAUGAAUGGCUUCGGUUUCAUUGAAUAUGAGGAUGCUAUGGAUGCUCGUGACGUCGUGCCUGCCUUCCACGGCAGCGAUUUCAAGGGUGAACGACUGACCGUGCAGUUUGCGCGUGGUCCUCGGCGCAAGGAGAACUUCCCUGGUCCUACGGACCGCCCCGCUGCUCCUCGCCCACGCCGCACUAUGUUCCGGAUGCAGAUUUCCGGUCUUCCUGAGACAAGUUGGCAGGACCUCAAAGACUUCGCCCGUCAGUCAGGACUGGAUGUCGUCUACUCGGAAACUGGCCGUGAACAAGGAAGAGGUUUUGUUGAAUUUGAAACCGCCAACGACCUGAAGACCGCCGUGGAGAAGUUGGACCAGCGCGAAUUCAAAGGCUCGCGCGUGACAUGCGUUGCCGAUGUAAGGGAACCACCCGACCAGGAAAUCGCAAAUGGAUCCCCGUCUGAUCAACCCCAGAUCCAACCCUUCGAAGAGCGUCCCUAUCGUGACCCAUAUCGGUCUCGCUCCCCUCGCCGGCCCUACCCUCCCAUGGAUGAAUACGAACGGGGAAGAUUCCCUGCGCCCCGUGGAUACAGUCCCCGGGAUCACUAUCGUGAGCGGUCGCCACUUCCCAUUCGCCGUGACUACUAUGACCGCGAUGGAUAUGGCCGCCGUACUCCCCUCGUCCUCGGAUGGAAGACUACCCACCCCCGCGUCGUCCCUACGAGGACCCUUAUGAUCCCCGGGCUCCGCCUCCCCUCGCCACUACGAUGA
Penicillium maclennaniae is the source of this 816-nucleotide messenger RNA. RefSeq lists its product as uncharacterized. Lineage: Eukaryota; Fungi; Ascomycota; Eurotiomycetes; Eurotiales; Aspergillaceae. Gene Ontology annotation, molecular function: mRNA binding. Gene Ontology annotation, cellular component: nucleus; ribonucleoprotein complex; cytoplasm. Bases 1 to 816 code for a protein of 271 amino acids. The transcript is spliced from 6 exons. The record is from RefSeq and is a predicted model, not a curated record.